AUGUUUUCUUCACUUUUAAGAUCUAAAAAGCGUAGAACCACAACAACAACAACAACGGAAACUUAUAGUACAACACCUAAUUUAGAGGAUUAUGACAAUAACACAUUAACUAAUAGUACAACAACAGUAACUUAUAGCACAACAGAAAGUGUUUUUAUUAAUGUAGCUUCAAAUGUCGAAUUUAAUGCUUGUAAAAGGAAUAAUAAUAAUUAUUAUUUAAACUUUAUUUUGGUUUUGAUAUUCAUAAUAAGGAUGCUUUGAUGUAUAUAUGAAUCAGGGAUGGGCUUUUUUCGAAUUCGAUCGCCCGCAGAAUUCCUCCCUUUUCACUUUUUUCAUUCAACAUCCGGUCUGUUACUUUUUUUGUUCCGCUUUUUCCUUGCACUUGUUUAAAACGGCCAAACAAAGCCCAUCCCAGGUAUACAAUCCAAAUAUUUUA
Meloidogyne enterolobii is the source of this 436-nucleotide messenger RNA. The record is from the annotation of a GenBank genome assembly. NCBI's taxonomy places the organism in Eukaryota, Metazoa, Nematoda, Chromadorea, Rhabditida, Meloidogynidae.